UACAGUAAAUCCAUUAGUUUAGGAGUUUAAAUUAAUUUUAAAAUGGGUUCUUUCAGAAAUUUAGCAUUCAUUGUCCCACCUUUUUGUUCCUCAUUAUCUUAACAGAAUAACGCAAACUCCUGUUCAUUGAAGAAAUUCUUUUUAGGUUUAAUGACAAUUUUCCCCAUUCUUGUUCAUACCUCAAAGUUUCUUCUUCAGCAGAGAUGGAAAAAUAAUCUUCAGAGAAUUCCGUGAAGAACUGCCCUCCUUCAGAAUGGCUGUCAUCUCCUAUUAUUCUCAGUGAGACUGAGACUUUCAUUAAGAGUUUGUGCCCCUUUGUCCAUAGGUGUUUGCCACUGACAUUAGUGGGAGUAACUUCAGAGCCAUAAACUUAGUUAUGAUGCUUUCAGUUUAAGUACUCCCCCCCCGCCCCCCAGGAGUGGUAAAGCAUGCAAUAGCUGUCUCCAAAAAAACAAUCUAUUUUUCACCAAAUUUUAAAAGAAGCUAACACCUAAAAUAGGACAAUGUUUAAUGCCUGUUUUGUAAGUGUCUUCUAAGUUUAGGUUGCACCUUUCCUACUUUCUCACAUUUGCAUUGAGCCAGGAAAGCUUGGAGAUGCAAUGGUCUAGACUCGUUUUUGUUUUGUUUUUGUUUCUGCAUCUCUGUGAUGCAGCCACUGUCCUGAAGGUUCCUCCCAGACCUAUAUUUACAUCUAGUUUUGUCAAAAUGUGCUGAUAAAAGUAUGGACCCUUAGACUCACUAAAAUAUGCACUAUACACUGAUAAAACACGGAAAACUGCAUUGUUCAAAUGACAAAAGUGGUCACCUAUUUGAAAAGAUUUAAGCUUCAAUCUUGUCCCUAAAAUAAUUUUAAAUAGCUUCUAAUUGGAUUUCCGACUUUCAGUUUAAUAUCCAUACUUGUCAAUUUGCAUUGGGCCUGGGUUGGGUGAAGAAGAGAGUAGGUACUAUAAAAUAACUUAAAACUACAGCCCACUUGUAUUUUUGGUUAAUAUAAUGCAGUACAGGUUGAAAUAAUUCUUUGAAAAUACAUACUUAGUCUUGCAGUUUUGUAAACAAUAGGAAUGUACAUCUUUAAAGUGUUAAUUUUUUCAUGCCUUGAUUUCUUUUUCAAACUUUAACAUUGGUGCAUUAUGCAUUUGCAUAUACUGUCACAUUUGUAGUUGAUGUUUUAUGGUUAUCCCAUUUCCAUAAUGCAUUUCCGGUACAAUAAGAGUUUACUGCAGAAUAACUGCAGCAGUGAAAAUAUUGGUGUAUAAUUUUGAGAAAUUUAGCAUACAAUAUAGUCUAAUGACACAUUAGACAGCAGAGUGAUGAAGUGUACAAGCUGGAAGUUCAGAAUAAUUUUUUUUAACAUUGACAUCAUGUAACUCAGAGUGUCUGUUCCUCAGAUCUUUUGGGAGCUCUUGCCUUCCAGGGACGAUGAUUCUGGAAAUACAGUAAUCCAAGAAUGCUCUGAAUAACUUCCUGGGAUUUAAAUUAUCCAUUCAUUUCCAUUUGCAGUGGGUUUCAGCUUCAUAAUCCCAGCUUUCCCUGUCCCUCUAAGUAGCCAUUUUGAAACUCUAAUAAUCUAUGGCCAGUACCCAAAAGAUGUUUAAUACAAAAAAAAACGCACCACCCUUCACCCCUAACUACUACCCUGAGAAUAUAGCAUCCAUGGUACUUCCUUGCCAUAGGACCAAGCACACAUCUCUGCAUCUCAGUUUCAUAUCUGAUUUUUCUGAUACCAUCACCGCAUGGCUGCAUGCUGAACUGCCAGCCAAUCAUCCAGUUCAACAGCCUUCAACAAUUUAAGAUAACUUAAUUUUUAAUGCAUACUUCAGCAGUCUUGUGAAACAUAAAUAGGUUUAUGGUCUGGUUGAAGAUGAGAAGGAGAAAUUGCUGUGUGAAGGUACUGUAUCUGCAUUGUACGGUUAAGAAGGCAAUGAAUAGGUAAAUUACAAGACAAAAGGAGGGACACAAAUUAAAAAAAAAGGCUUAAAUGUUUUGUCUAUUAACAUCAAGACCUUGUCAUUAGAUGCGUAAAACUAAUAUGAAGGUGACUUGCAAAGGAGUUUUUAGAAGAUUGACUUGCUGCUUUAUAAUAUACAGAAAGCCUGAAAGACUUUCAUUUAAAGUUGCUUUUUCUGCUUCUGAUGAGCGGACAUUUUUAUACACUUUUCAUGAGAACUGUUUGAAGUGACUUAAUUUGUGUAGUUGAGUACUGCUGUGGGGUAUAAAAAUUACAUCUCUUCUAUGUUAAUCCCAAAAGGAGUUAAGCUCUUCCUUAUGUUAUGCUUUUGGUGCAAAUCUACCUCCGAAUGUUUGCUUGUGUUCACGAGCUACAGUGAACUUUGGUUAACUAUACAAAGAUUUUUUUCUUCAAAAUGAAUAAUGGUUAACAAACCAACUGAUGCCAAAUGGGUUCUUUUCAUACUACACCUUUCUAAUGAGCUGUUUAAAACUUCAGUGGAUUAGAAGAAUAGACAUGGUUACUAUAUUAUACCAUGAAAUGGUUAAAUAUUAUUGCCAGUGUGACAGAACCAUGGAGAUACCAUGCAGAUACACACUACUGGUCAUCCAUGUGACUGCACUUUUAGCCCACCACUGUGGUACCCGAGGGAAAGUAAGAAAUGAAGAUAAUCUAACAGGUCUUGGCUUGUCUUUUGACAGAAAAAUACCACAUGCAUUCUUAUGCUUUUUUAUCACAUGCAAGCUCUCAGGCAAAAGUUAUUAGCGUUCCAACAAGCAAAAGUUGACCAGACCUUUUUAAAUGAAAGGAAGAAUUUGUACAUCAUGAAAUUGAUUUUUGAGCUUAUUUUGAUUUGGGGACUGAUGAAGACUUCAAGAUUCCAGUGUGUGCUAGAAAAGGAGUAUUUCUGCUCUUCCAUUCCAAACGAUUUUCCAGAAGGCCUGACAUCUGUUCUAUUUGUUGUAACGAAGAUUGGGGUUAUCAACUCAAGUGUCUUCAACAGCCCAAACUUGAAAUCUGUCACCAGUCUAGCUCUAGCAAACAGUGGCAUCACAAGAAUUGAACCUGGAGCCUUUUAUGCUUUCCAUAGUCUCACCAAACUCAGUUUAUAUCAAAAUAAUCUGACUACAGUUAUGGCUUCUUGGCUUUCCAAACCAGGACACUUAGAAAACCUUACAAUGUCUCAGAACGUCAUUCAGGAAAUAGGCCCCCAUAUGUUGUCCAGUUUCUCUAACCUGACAACCCUUAAUUUAGCUAGCAACAGAAUUCAUAUGAUUGCGGGUGGAAGUUUGAAGAAUUUGUCUAAGCUAACUUUUAUUGAUCUAUCUGGUAAUAACUUAUCUACCUUAACAAGAAAUGUGUUCAGUGGGCUGAUGUCUCCAAUAAUGAAACUGGGAGACAAUCCAUGGAACUGUUCCUGUGAACUUGAAGAUUUUGGAUUUUUUUUGCAAGAGCUGAUGAAUACUUCUGUGUUGGAAGAUGCUUCAUCUGUGGUGUGUCAGAGCCCACAAGCCCUGAAGGGUAUUCCAGUUUGGAACAUCUCUGACUUUAACUGCCCGCCUAUUCUCAUAUCACCAUCACUUGAGAAUGACUUCUAUAAAGUUGGAUUGCCAGCGAUGCUUCUAUGUUUAGUGUUAUUUUCAUUUCUUUUGCUGCUUCUCCUGCUCUGGAAGGUGAAACAAGGUAAAAAGCAAGUGCAGCCAGGUAAAGAAGCUACUGUUGAAAAUAGCCAUGACAAACUAACAGGCCACCUUAACAAGAUGACAGAGAGACUGAGGCGCAGAGGACUGUCGGAUGAAAAGGGACAGACAACAGUGAAAAUUGACAAAACCCUACAAAAUAGAAUGCAGAAAACUCGUGCAAAAUCUGCCUCGCCAAUUCUGUUGAGAACUGAGUUUCAACACAGUAGUUCUCAACACCAUAGACCAACUGAUGGGAACCAGGAACAACCCAAAACCUCUUGUACAGUAAUAAAUGAACAAGCCUGCAUGAAAAAUGAAGACUGCAACAAUGUUAUGGAACUGUGGUAUUUUAAUAGCUUGAAAGAUUGCAAUAAAAAGGCUAUGCGUACUCACAAUGCAAACACUUCACCAACUGAACUAUGCAUAGAAAUCCCGAAAAAGGAUAGUUCAGAAAUAUUAAAGCAGUCAUUGCAGGACCAUGGAAUUUCAGAAGUGUGUUGGAAUGAUGAAAUUAAAGGAAGGGGUAAUACGGAGAACGCUGAACCUCUGUUGUAUUUAAGUGUUGCUAGUACAACUGAAGAGUCACCUAGUGUACCUGGCACUGAACAAAAAGAUGCUGUGAGUAGAAAUGUAAAUACGAGGCUGUGUUCUUUGAGAAGAGUUCUUACUUGGCCAUAUGAAAAAUGCAAAAGGGACGAAAGCCAAAACACUUUAAAUUCAGAGGAUUUUUUCAAGGCACGUUUCUGUAUGCUCACCAGUGAUCCUGGUGUCUCAGCAGCAGUCAGAAAAACAGAAUUCAAAGAUGAACAAAAUCAGUAUAAUCUUCAUCUACAUACUGUAAAGGAACAAAAGGCAAUUCAUGAUUACAGCAGCAGUAAACCUAACUUAAAGAGAGAAGCAAAACCAGCAAACAAAUUAGUAUCUCCACUUAAGAAAGGACCUAAUCAAAUAGCCAAAAUGGAAAAUGCAUGCAUGUCAGUGCCUGGGAAAGGAUUCAGAGGCUCUGAGACUGUAAAAAAGAAUAAGAAUAACAAAGAUAUACCUUCGCAGUCUGGAUUCUGCAAUGACAGUCUUCACUCGCCAGCAUCCUCAGACAAAUCUGGUCACACCUCCUCCCCAUGUGAUAAUACAUUACUCGAAAAUAAUGAAUACACCUUCAUUGAUCUUUUGCAUGAAGUCGUGGAAAAUCGUGGGAGGUGGACCAGGCAGAGGUGGAAGCAGACCCAUCAAGUGCGAAUUGCUAGCCACCCGCCAAUGAAAUCAAAGUAAAUUAAUUGCACUCUGUCAAAAAAUGUUCCAUGUGCUAUAGGCUGCCUGUUUUAACCAAAAUUGUUGUUGUUAUAACAUUUCAUUAGUGGUGACACAUGCCAGACUUGACAGUACUGGAAGCUAAAAUCCUCUAUUCUAGAUACUUCAGGAGCAAUGCAAACUGCACCAUAUUGCACUUCCAGAAUGCCUUAACCAUAUUUUGAAAAAGCAACUUCUAAGGAUGAGAGGGGACUUUUCUCCAUGGCCCAGUCAAUUCGUGGUGCCAAAAAGGGUGACACAUGUCAUGAAGGUUUUUUGUGAUGUGAUCAUUUAUUUACAGGGAGCUUGACUCAGACCCACCAAACUCAUUUCAUCUAGGCAACCAAACAGCUUUCAGAUGAGUCAUGAGUUUUGAUCAGUAAUCAUCUAGGGUAAAUUUUCCAAAAAUACCCAAGAGAUUUGCAUACUGAAGUCCCAUUGAAAGUAGAUAUGACUUGGGUACCUAAGUUACUUAGCACUUUUGAAAAUUUUAUCUCUAGGCUGGUUUUAAACCAGGUAUGUAGAAGACUCCAAAUCCCAUUACUCACCCCCCUGAAAUAACCCAUAUCAUUACUGGUUUUGAUUCAAGCAUUCCACUAAGUAGGCAAAUUUAUUAAUUAUCCCUAGAAUUUUCCAGCUGCCUAGAAACGGAUAGUUCAUGGAGUAUGGAGCCUUUCAGCUCUGGAUAUUGAUUUGCUCUACUCAUUGGCAGAGACCAUUAGUAUCCAGGGUUAUCAAUCUGGCAUAUUCAUGAGCAUCUAAAAUUAAUGUAAAAUUUUCAAUUUACUUGCACAAAAUAUGAAAUGUUAACGUGUAUCAUGUCAUAAUGGGUUAUACCCCCUUAAAUGGAUUGCUAAUUGUGCGUGCACGCUCUCUCUCUCAUAUAUAUAUAUAUAUACUAUUUUUUUCUUAUUAGUAAUAAGUCUUUUUGGUAGGUUUUACACACUGUAUUUUCAAUUAAUAAUUUAUAUUAUGGCUAAUAAACCAUGUAACUAGAAAUGUUUGUCUACAGUGAGCCAUUAUCUAUGGCUGAUCUUCUGUAACAUUAGAUCUUGUUCCACAAUCUCUCAUGGAUUUUCAUGUAAGUGAGAACUGCUUGUUGUUAGUCUGUUUGCAAUUACAUCCAACAGACACCUGUGCUCCAUUUUUAUGCCUAUAUUUGCUCUGAUUUAGGGCUGAUGGCAAAUCACAAAGAAUUUAUUCUGCUUGUUUGGAUUUGUUUAGAAAUAUUGUAAUUCCUUCUUGUUAUACAACUGGCACCUGUCUCUUCUCUCCCCCCCCCCUUUUUUUUUUGUGUGGAGUAAGGAUUUUGCUGAGGGUAGAUUUAAAGCAGGGGUUCUCAAACUGGGAGUCGGGACACCUCAGGGGGUCACAAGGUUAUUACAUGGGGGGUCACAAGCAGUCAGCCUCCACCCCAAACCCCGCUUUGCCCCAGCAUUUAUAAUGAUGUUUAAAUAUAUAAAAAGUGUUUUUAAUUUAUGGGGGGGGGUCGCACUCGGAGGCUUGCUAUGUGAAAGGGGUCACCAGGACAGAAGUUUGAGAACCACUGAUUUAAAGUAAAGAUGUUCUGCUGUUAGGCUCACAAAUACCAUUCACUCACUUAAUGAAAAGAGACUGAUGAAUUUAUUUAAUAAACAUUAUUUCUGUCGUACUU
This is a messenger RNA of Chrysemys picta bellii (western painted turtle), 6571 nucleotides long. RefSeq lists its product as uncharacterized. Gene Ontology annotation, molecular function: protein binding. The record is from RefSeq and is a predicted model, not a curated record. Lineage: Eukaryota; Metazoa; Chordata; Testudines; Emydidae.